GCGCUGCUCCCGCCGCGGUCUGCCGAGCGGGCGGCGGCGCAGGGCUGCGCACCAUGGCCGGGCUGCUGGCGCUGCUGGGCCCCGCGGGCAGGACGGGCGCCCGGGUCCGCUCCCGCGCCACCUGGCUCCUGGGUGCCGCUGCCCCCUGCGCCCCGCCGCCCGUGUUUCUGCCGCUGCUCGGGCCCGGGCCGGACGCCCCGCUGCUGCGCGCGGCCCGCGGGAACUGCCAGGGCCGCCAGGACCCCAGCAAAAUCACUGUGACAACAGGUGGCAACAGCAACAGUACAGAGAAAAAGCAAAGCAAGUCGCAGCAGCUGAAAAAGAUUUUUCAAGAAUAUGGUGCCGUUGGCGUGUCGCUGCACAUUGGCAUCUCAUUAAUCUCCUUGGGCAUGUUUUACAUGAUUGUUUCAAGUGGUGUGGACAUGUCAGCCAUCCUGCUUAAACUCGGGUUCAAAGAGUCACUGGUACAGUCGAAAAUGGCAGCGGGCACGAGUACCUUCGUGGUGGCCUACGCCAUCCACAAGCUCUUCGCACCCGUGAGGGUCAGCAUUACCUUAGUUUCCGUGCCCUUGAUUGUCAGAUAUUUUCGGAAAGUGGGAAUUUUUAAACCUCCAGCUGCAAAGCCUUGAUGAACUCUUCAACGGUGGGCCUGAAAACCUAUUUCUUUGAAAUGACACAUUUUGGAUUGGUUUUAGGAUGUAGGUUUUGCGGUGGGUGGGGGGCAGGAGCUAACUGCUGUGUUCUCAUGAAUAGGAUUUACUUUUGCCAGCAAAAAUUCAGGGCUUCAAAUCGUUGUAAUUUUUUUUGCUUUAUACAUUUUGGUAACGCUAUUCCUCACAGGGCUUAUCUGCAUAAUCUAAAACGUCAGCAAAACAUCACCAAUGAGCUGUCACCUGAGACAAAACUGUCUGCCAGGAAAUGUUCCUUCCAGAAGAUCAUUGGUGAGGGUCUGUGCCUGCAAAAGCCUCAGGGGUUAAUCUUCACUCAAGUUCUUAAAGGGCAAUGAGUCAUUAAGCUGGUUUUUAAAAUUUCCCUUCUUCCAAUAUUUGUUGUCAGGCUGCCUGAGGUUUAAUAUGCAAUGUUGUGUGAGACAGCUGCCAGUACUACAAUUAAUGAAAAAGAAUUUAAGACUUCACAAUAUGUAUUCAGGAUCUAAAGGAGCAUCAAGACUUUGACAUUCAUUACACUUGUUUGGGGGAAAAGAAAAACAAGUAUUUCUGGGAUGUUUCAUUCAUCCCAAAAUACCUUCAAAUCUGGACGUGACGGGGCCUGCCUCUAGCUGAUCCUUCCCGAAUUUCAUUAAAGUAGGUCGGAAUAAUUAGUCUCUGUUAAGGUAAAAUAUGGAAACUUCAUCCAAUAGUGAUGGUAUCAGCUGGCUCCAGACGCCUGUGUCCUCAGAGGAACUUGGCUACUGCACAGCUACAGAAAGCUGAGACAAUCUGGGCCUAACUCUUUCUCAGACUUCAGACAUUCCAGAACUACUGUCACAAUGUUUACAUUGUGUUGCUACUUAUAUUUUUCGAGUUAAAAUUAUGUUUGUAAAAAAAAAGAUUUUUGCAUCACUCUCUAAAAAAGGAAAAUUACUAGCAGUUGCUGUAAAUGGCAGGCAACUGCAAAAUAAUAACACAAACCAGAGAGGGACUGAGCCAGUUUACCAGAUAAAGGGUGUGACCGGCGGCCCCUCAUUCUCUGCUAGGGACAUUGGUUAAGACUAGAAAUCCAAGCACACAGAUGCAGAUUGAGACGUUCUCCUCGAAAUAGUCAGGAGCAGGCAGCGGAGAAGGGAAUGUAUUCCCGUGGGCUUUGGCCUCACUGACAGGACACUUGCUCCACACCAUGGGAACCCCAGUGUAACCAGUCUGCCCUGCCGCCAUGGAUGAGGGGUUGCAUUUAUCUUUCUGGCUCCCAGAUUUAUUUUUUAUUUUAGUUUUUUUGGUUUGAUUAACUACAUUUGUGACAAUCAAAACUAAAGGAAUUAUAAACUGAUCGUCCCAGUUUUACUGAGAUCUGACUGUUGACAGUUUCCUAGUUAGCCCUUAGAAACCCAUGUCAAUCAGUUAUUUCAGUUAACUUUUAUAAGAAUCUUUGUGGGACAGAUUCUCCACUUGCAAGAUCUUUAAAGUGGAUCCGUGAUUUUCCCCUCGUUUAAAGCACUUAACCCAUUGCCAAAAGGUUUUAGCAAUUUAAAGUUGGAACUGCCUUUCCAGGGUCUAAUUCCAAGGACACCUGUACACAGCAGAGCGAGAUGGCGACAGCGUUGCUAGGUAAUUCCUCGUGAGGGCAGGACCAGCGCUUCUGUGUUGCUGUCUCUAUGUGAACAGAUGGCUUUAGGUCCUAACCACCUUCCACACCAUGCACGUCUAUGCAAAAAAGCCGACAGGGAUUCCUACAGGUUUAAGGGCCUGAAUGGGAGUGGACUGAAAGGAGAAGCAAUAAAAGAAAUGAUCAUACCAAAUAGCCACAGCGUUCUCUUCUAAGCUCCAGCUCCACUCCACUCCUGUGGCCAGUGGUCAGCACAGAACAGAGCAACUAGAUCGGAGAGGGAAUCAAAGAUCAGGGAACUAGAGCAUUAUGUGAAUUCACCAGCAAGAUGUACAAAUCGCUUGUAUUUACAUUGUUUUUAUGGAACUAGGGGAGUAGAACUGAUGAUCUAAUUUAAAGAUGUAAGCCAUUGGUCACCUCUAAUUUUUUAUCUGACAAAAUGAGCAGCUUAAGUUCCGCAAAACAAAUAAACAUCUUUGUAAAGUU
This is a messenger RNA of Hippopotamus amphibius kiboko, 2748 nucleotides long. It is a transcript of the gene MIMS2, whose product is annotated as family with sequence similarity 210 member B. Lineage: Eukaryota; Metazoa; Chordata; Mammalia; Artiodactyla; Hippopotamidae. The transcript is spliced from 3 exons. The record is from RefSeq and is a predicted model, not a curated record. Gene Ontology annotation, cellular component: mitochondrion. Bases 54 to 629 code for a protein of 191 amino acids.